This is a messenger RNA of Cuscuta epithymum, 6094 nucleotides long. The record is from the annotation of a GenBank genome assembly. Lineage: Eukaryota; Viridiplantae; Streptophyta; Magnoliopsida; Solanales; Convolvulaceae.
CUCAACUCAUCAAACGUACAUUAUAAUACAUCUGUGAAAUACUUGCAUGCGAAUACAAACAUUUGUUCUACUUACACAAACAAAUAAAGUUGUCUGGUCACACAGACAUUAAACAACCCAUAAAAACAUUCCCACAUUUUUAAGGAAAUCCUAUGCUUUUUCCACCCUAUUCAAUCGCUACAAACGAACGGCGUAUUCAACAGUUCAAAAUGAAGUGACAGACAACUCAAAUGGCUUGCCAGACAACUAAUUUCACAUGACAGACAACUACAAACCAAUUUUAAACUACUAAGCCAUUACCAACUACUAAGAGAAAUCAACCAUAUAUGCACUUCAAGUAAUACACCAGACAACAAUAUGCACAAUUUAAAGUUGAAAACUAUACUAGUAAAACAAAAUCCAAAAUCCUUAAAAUUUUAAACUACUAAGCCAUUACCAACUACUAAGAGAAAUCAACCAUAUAUGCACUUCAAGUAAUACACCAGACAACAAUAUGCACAAUUUAAAGUUGAAAACUAUACUAGUGAAACAAAAUCCAAAAUCCUUAAAACAUAGGAGGACACAAACAAAAAAUUCGUAUAGGCAUUUGAACAAAUAUGUUAUGGGCAUAUUAAUGACUUAGAAUAGUUGGACUAAAUUUUAAGAAUAAACAUCACAAAUCCAUUACAAUAACACAACAUAUUAAACAAUUCAACAUUACAAGAUAUAUAGAUUAUUACACGUCAAAUAAAAAAUAAAUAAUAAAAAAUGAAGAAAGAUGAAAAAGGGGAGAAAAGAGGAAUACUGGGAAGGAAAUGUGCAGAGAGUGGUAGCUCAACUCCAUUGAAGAGGGUUGCAAACGGAGUUCAAGGAUGACCUCCUUUCACCAUAGCAUUGUAGCUCUCUUUCUCUCUCUUUGAAACGAAAAUAAGCAAAAGAGGGGAAGGUGAGACGAGGGGAGGGAGAAACGAGAGGUGGUGUUGGCCGGUGUUGUGGUGGGAUGCUCGGAUCUGGGUGGUUCGAAGUCGCAGGGGAGUAAGCCGGGAGUAGGGGCUGGUUGGGCUGGAGUUUUGGAAGGAAAGAAGAGCUGGGAGUAAAAAUUUGAGAUGGGAAGGAAGUGAGGUAAAAAAAGAGGGAUGAUUUAUAUAUGGGGUAUAAAUGGGGUAGUAAAUGAGGUACCCAUAGCAAUUUUGUUUUAAUUUUGGCAAACACUUCCUUUUCAGACUUUUAUUCCUAUCUCCCGUGCUUUUGAUACUCUUCACUGCUGCCGAGCAGAUUCCACGUUCUUAACCGGAAGCAGAAGUUUGACCGGAAUGACUCUGACGCUGAAAUCCGGAGACAUAGCCGGAUUCAAGGUGUUCUUCUCGCUCGCUGUUCUCUAUGGACUGAUGUCAAUCCUGGCGUACGCCGUUCUUCACUUGAAGUUUAUCACGCCUCUGGGAAUUGAUGCUCCACUCCACCAGUUCUCCGAAGCCAGAGCCAUCGAACACGUCCGCGUCUUAGCAGAAGACAUUGGGGGACGCCAGGAAGGAACUCCGGGUUUGAGACAAGCGGCUGAAUAUAUAAAAGCACAGUUGGAAACCAUGAAGGAGCGUGCUAGGCUUAAUGUUCGGGUUGAGAUAGAAGAGACUGUAGUGAAUGGUUCUUUCAGCAUGAUCUUUUUAGGUUACAGCAUCUCAUUUGCUUACAGGAACCAUACUAAUAUAGCUAUGAGAAUCUCAUCGUUGCAAUCAGGAGAUGAUGACCCGUCAGUCUUACUAAAUGGUCACUUUGAUACGGCACCUGGUUCUCCGGGAGCUGGUGACUGUGGCUCGUGUGUUGCUGCAUUACUUGAAUUAGCCAGACUUGCGAUUGAUUCAGGCUGGGUUCCUCCUAGACCAAUCAUAUUUCUAUUCAAUGGCGCAGAAGAACUAUUUAUGCUGGGCUCACAUGGGUUCAUUACAACACAUAGAUGGCGUGAUACAGUUGGAGCAUUCAUAAACAUUGAGGCCUCUGGAAUAGGGGGUUCUGAUUUGGUGUGUCAAUCUGGACCUGGCUCUUGGCCAUCACAAGUUUAUGCAAAGGCAGCUUUAUAUCCUACCGCAAAUAGUGCAGCUCAGGAUGUCUUUGGUUUUGUUCCCGGUGAUACAGAUUACAGAAUGUUCGCUCAAGAUUAUGGAAAUAUUCCGGGACUGGAUAUCAUAUUCCUGCUGGGGGGUUAUUUUUAUCACACAUCCUCUGAUACUGUUGAUAGACUACUGCCUGGGAGCAUGCAAGCGCGUGGGGAAAAUUUGUUCAGUCUGGUCAGAGCCUUCUCUAACUCAACUGAACUUCGGAAUGCCCAUGAACGCAAGUUGCAUGCAUCUUCUCAACAGGGGGGGUUAGCUGAUGAGCGUGCAGUUUACUAUGAUUUUUUUUCCUGGUUUUUGAUAUUCUACACUAGAAAGGUGGCCAUUCUGCUUCAUAGUACUCCUUUUGCUAUCUUUCUUCUUAUGCCACACCUCUUACGCUUUCAAGCAUGUGGAUUAGUUUGCUCAUUUGCUACAUCUUUUGCUUAUGUUAAGGCGAUGCUAUACCAUGCAGCUGGGUUUGUUCUAGCCAUUGCUAUUCCUGUAAUAUCCGCUGUUGUGAGAUUGUUUUUUUCUGGGCAUUCAAUGAACUGGUUCGCAAGUCCAUAUCUGGCAUUUGGAAUGUUUAUACCCUUCUCACUUAUUGGUUUGUUGAUACCUCAGUUUGUUUGGAGAGGUUUUCCUUCGUCACGGAAUAUUUAUCCCAGAUUAUCAAAUCAGGAAUUGGUUACUGAAGCUAGAUUUUGGGGAGCUUUUGGAUUUUACUCUGUAGUGACAUUGGCAUACCUUGUAGCUGGACUCAAUGGAGGCUUCUUUACUUAUUUAAUUUUAGUUUUUAUGAUUCCAGCUUGGAUUUCUUUCUGCCUAUGCAGCAAGACUUUUGGCCAUGAAUCUCUCAGGUCAACUGCAUCUUAUGUAAUACCUGUGAUUCCUUGCCUGAUGUAUGUGGUUUACUUUGGAGGGUUUCUGAUUGUUUUUGUGCUUGAGAAAAUGGGCAUGUCUGGCUCAAACCCUUCUCCAUAUGGUUAUUUUAUUCCUGAUGUUCUAGUAGCUGCCACAAUUGGAUUUGUAAGUGGUUGGUGUGUUGGGCCUCUUAUACCUAUUGUUGGCCAACAUUUAGCGAGGCAAUCCAUAAUGCAAUUCUUGCUGCACAUUGGUGUGCUUUUCUUGGCCAUGUCAUCACAGUUCUUUCCAUACAGCACUGAGGCGCCUAAAAGAGUUAUUUUUCAGCAUACAAUUUGGAAUGCAGUUAUCUAGCGCGAGACUGCGUUUAUGGCAACUUUUUAUUUACCAAGGACUUUUUGAUAGUGCAACCUCGGAACGUCAACGCGAUCCACCACCUGAAAUCUCACCAUGAUCACGCUGCCACAAUGGUAAAAUUGGUAAAUCUGGUUUAAAGUUGCCAGAUCUGUUACCCACUACUCCUUUUUCGUUACUGCCUACACUGGAAGAAGGGUUAUCAUCCGGUGACCCUCUCUAGAAUUUUUGGUGUCAUUUCAGUCGCUAGAAAACCUGCUCGCUGUGGACUUAUAGUACAUUCAUUGAAUAGGUACUGCGUGUACCUUGAACUUCAUCCGAUUGUCGUUUCAUCCGAUUGUCGUUACUUGGUACUGACACAAGAUUUCAUAUGUGUCAUCAGCGCCAGGUCAGACUAACUUGUUCCUUGUUAGAAUACAGAGGCAGGGCGGAAUUCAUUGGAAGUGGAACAGAGAUUCUAAAUUGAUAUGAAAAAGGAUACUAAAGCUUAGCAAGUGUGAUGUCUUGCCCAGAGCUCGUCCAGUACUGUGCUCCUAUGUUUUCUAAAGAAGUGUCUUGAUUUAUAGUGUCUCACAAUCUGUGAUAAAUAAAGCGAAUCAAUUGAUGCCUGAAGACUAUAAACCUAGCUCUACUAUUAGGUUGAUCAAAUCAAUUUUUCUUUUCACGGUUAGUUACACAAUACUUAGCAUAUCUCUGCUUGUUACGCUCUCUAUGCCUGCCAUAACCGCAUUCUCCAGGUAUUAUAAUAUAAGAUCAGACUGAAAUGUAGUAGCUCAUGGGAUCUCAUUUGUAAUAGUUGUUUGGCCAAGUCUGUGAUAUCAUGAACUGCAUUGCUGGCUUGCUGCCACUUGCCUAGAAUAUUGCUUCUAGUAUUUUUAAACUCAUACAGAGUUUGAAUGGACGGGAAUUUGUGUGGCGGAUUGAUCUCUUAUCAUAUCCCCCUCCUUUUCCUAUUGUCUUCUUUAUCUUUCUUAUGUUUUUAUCCUUUUUUUUUUUUAUUAUAUAUGUAUAGAAAUGUUCCUAUCAAGAAGGCCCAACUGAAACCGCCGGCCGGCUGCCUCCAUUUGAGGUGCUUCUGGGUGGAGUUUUUUAAUGAAAUUUUGUCAGCAUGUUUUUCAUGAAGUGUAGAUUAUGUCUACAAAAUUUCAGCUUGAGAAGUCAAUUAAAUAAAUUAUUGACAAACACUGCGUUUUAUAUGUAUUUUGGCACAAUGUUUUUCAAUAAUUUAUUUAAUCGACUUCCCAAUUUAAAUUAAAGCUGAAAAUUUGUAGACAUGAUCUACACUUCAUGAAGAACAUGCUUAUAAAAUUUCACCCGGAAGCACCUCAAACAGAGGCGGCAAUACAGGGGUUCCUGUCAGGAAGGCCUGAUUGGAACAUUACUCUCUCUCUCUCUAUUCUUUUUAUCAUUUUUAUCUUAUCAUUCUUAUGUACAAAGGAUAUCUUAUCUCUAUUUUAUCUUAUCUUUUUUAUCAUACUUUUUAUUUUUUUUGAGGCUCUGAUAUCAUGUAUCAAUUUAUGUUAGCCGACCCCAAAAUUUGUUGAGACCAAGGCUUGGAUGUUGUUGUCGUACAAAGUUUGAACAGAAGUCACAUAAUUGUUCAGGUUGAGGUAGUCGUUCUGGUGCCACUACAGUAGUACACUAUCUGUCUUACCAAGUCAUGCUGUUAACAAUUGUGCAAAUAGAUUUGACUUAGCUUGGUUUCAUUUCUCAGACCUGUCGUAAAGACUGAGGAUGCACUAAAUCAGAAGAUAGGGACUGGCAUAAAUUUUUUCACUGUUUUUUAUCUUUUAAUUUUUUAGAAUCUUAACCACCCCCUUUCUAGGCGAUUAACAACUCCUUGGCCAACAAACAAUAGUUCAGUGUGGUGAAAAUCUUGAGAUGGAUUAGUGGUGACUGGUUCCAGCCAAAUUCUGAGCUCCAGUUACGAUUUUGCCACAACUGAUUCCAACUCUAUGUUCUUUGUUUUUAAACACUUACCUGAAUUGCCGAAGGAGCUGCGUACUAACACAAAUUUAUCUCUUCAUAGUGUUGCUAAGUCUCACCCUGACGAUUGGAUGGGAAUUUUCCCAGUAAAUAACAUAUUUUCAACAAGUUUUAAGUUCCCUACAGAGCCUGAUUUAAUCAUGAAUCAGUACAAAAGCUUUCCACAUUUAUUCAAUCACAAGCCCCAGGAGCAGCUCAGUGGCGGAUAUCGUAGAAUAUACUUGGAAUUUGCUUUGGGCUCCAUGAAGGAGGUUUGGGUUUCAGUUCUUAAUAUAACAGGCCCUUUAUUCAGCUGGUCACUUGCAAAUAACAAACUUCCAGUUCCAGAAAGAGAUGGCAAUGGCCCUCCUUCAUAUAUAUGUAGAUUAAGCGGCGCAAGUAGUGAGAACUGGAAGUUCUGGUUAGAGGCAAGUAGCUCUGAAGAGAUCAGAGUCGAAGUUGGUGUAAUUGACCAGCAUCUAACAGAGAGACAGCUGAAGUUGAAAGGACUUUUCCCGGAUUGGGUGGAUGUCACAGCUUAUACUAGUUUCAGGUCCACUUAUGUGUUUUAGUCAACCAGACUUUGACUUAUCUCUUAGAUGGUAUGAUUCGUCCUGCCCAAUAGUUUGGCCGAUGUUUAUUAAAUUAUGCGUCUGCGCUGUUCUAAUAUGCAUAAAACUUCACCAGUAUAGAUUUGUCUCUUACAAUUCAUUUGUUCGUCAAAAGUUUGUUUAGUAGACAAGGAUCAGAGAAAUGAUUUUGUAAUGGUUGAAUUCCGAGUGAAUCAGAUUGGACAUCGUAAUGUUUAUUUCCUAUCAAUGUGUCAAGUAUCAUACACAAUUUUU